Messenger RNA from Agelaius phoeniceus (red-winged blackbird), 1071 nucleotides. NCBI's taxonomy places the organism in Eukaryota, Metazoa, Chordata, Aves, Passeriformes, Icteridae. The record is from RefSeq and is a predicted model, not a curated record.
AUGGCGGCCGGCGACGAGAAGCGGCACCUGCUGAGCGAGGGCAGCGGCGGGUACGGGGGUAGCGCGGCGCACGGACAGGAGCCCGCCCUGGAGCUGGGGCCGCGGCGUGGGCAGCACUGCCACACGCGGGGGGCUGGCAGCCAUCCCGGGCAGCAGCAGCGGGCACGGAGGAAGCUCUACCUGGCCGCCGGCAUCUGCCUCUUCUUCAUGGUGGGGGAGGCCGUGGGUGGGUACCUGGCACACAGCCUGGCCAUCCUGACGGACGCUGCCCACCUGCUGACGGACUUUGCCAGCAUCAUGAUCAGCCUCUUUGCCCUCUGGGUGUCCUCACGGCCCCCCACCAAAACCAUGAACUUCGGCUGGCACCGGGCAGAGAUCCUGGGGGCUCUGCUCUCCGUGCUCUCCAUCUGGGUGGUGACGGGGGUCCUGGUGUACCUGGGGGCGCAGCGCCUGCUCUCGGGUGACUACGACAUCGAGGGCGGGGUCAUGCUCAUCACCUCCGCCUGCGCCGUGGCCGUCAACAUCGUGAUGGGGCUGGCUCUGCACCAGACGGGGCACGGGCACAGCCACGGGGCGGGCGGUGAGCAGCCCAACGCCAGCGUCCGCGCCGCCUUCGUGCACGUCCUGGGGGACCUGCUGCAGAGCCUCGGCGUGCUCAUCGCCUCCUACAUCAUCUUCUUCAAGCCCGAGUACAAGUACGUGGAUCCCAUCUGCACCUUCCUGUUCUCGGCGCUGGUGCUGGGCACAACGCUGACCAUCCUCCGGGACGUCCUGCUGGUCCUCAUGGAGGGGACGCCCAAGGGGAUGGAUUUCAAUGCCGUGCGGGACACGCUGCUGGCCGUGCGGGGCGUGGAGGCCGUGCACAGCCUGCACAUCUGGGCUCUGACCGCAGCACAGCCGCUGCUGUCUGUGCACAUCGCCAUCAACGCGGCCGCCAGCGCGCAGGAGGUGCUGGAGGAGGCGAGCUCCCGGCUGCAGGGCGCCUUCCGCUUCCACAGCACCACCAUCCAGGUGGAGAGCUACUCCGAGGAGAUGCGGGACUGCCGGGAGUGCCAGCCCCCCCGCGACUGA